Acromyrmex echinatior (Panamanian leafcutter ant) is the source of this 988-nucleotide messenger RNA. RefSeq names its product E3 ubiquitin-protein ligase RNF181. The record is from RefSeq and is a predicted model, not a curated record. Gene Ontology annotation, molecular function: ubiquitin protein ligase activity. Gene Ontology annotation, biological process: protein ubiquitination. Gene Ontology annotation, cellular component: cytoplasm. Lineage: Eukaryota; Metazoa; Arthropoda; Insecta; Hymenoptera; Formicidae.
CAGACUGUGAUUGUUCGUUUUCACAUGACUCGAAGUUUUUAACAGACACGCAUUGAUAUACAGUUGCGCACAGUUGUGUAAUGAUACUCCACGCGUUACAAGAAGUCCAUGAAACGAUAAUUUGAUUAUUAAGAUAAAAAAUAAAAGUGAAAUUAUCAUACAUCGUGAACGUUAUAUGUGAUCGAUUAUAUCGUUUUAUCUGUGAAGCAGACUUUUAUAACAAUUAUAACGAAAUGUCCGAUUAUUUCACGGAGAUGGGCUGGACGCCUUUGAGUGACGGAGAAGCGCCGAAUCAUUUAAUUCAAAUGGCACGGUUCCUUCGAGAUUUUGGCAUGUGGGACUUGGUCGGGCAAGAUACAGAACUUCCACCGCCAGCAUCAAAGAACGCUGUGGCUAAUUUGCCUGAAAUUAAAAUUGAAUCCAAUGAAAACAAACAGUGUCCUGUUUGUCUAAAAGAAUUCGAGAUAGGCAAUAAAGCAAAAUCAAUGCCUUGUCAGCAUGUAUUUCAUCAAGAAUGCAUAAUACCAUGGUUAGAAAAGACUAACUCGUGUCCACUCUGUCGAUACGAAUUGCCAACAGACGAUGAGGAUUAUGAAAUGUACAGGAAAGAAAAGAAACGAGUGGUAGAAAGAGAGAAAGAUUUGGAAUCAUUGCAUAAUUCUAUGUUUACUUAGUAAAUGUGUGAUAUUUAAUUUAAAAACUGUCUUUUACUUUAUAUUAUAUAAGUUGAAAAAUAUCAUUAUUAAAAAUGUUCACAUCGUCAUUAACUAAAGUCUUAAAUUAGUUGGGAAGAUAUUUAGCGUACAAUCAGUACAUAUUGAUAAGGUUUAUACUUAUUUAUUAAAGAAAAUGUCUCGUAAUCAAAAACUAUAUAUAAAAAUAUAUAUAUAGAGCAUAUAUUUUGUAAAAUAUAUGAUAUAGAAUAUAGGAUACUGCUUUUCAUUUUGUGAUGCAAAAGAUGAUUGAAUAAAAAGACAUGAAUUAUUAA